GAACCCUGCCUGCUGCUGCUGCACGAACAUCUGAUCGACACCCUGACGAUCGAGUGCACGACGAUGUCAUAAGGGUGCUCCUCUAGUGAGAGGGUGAGCUAUCCGGAUCUCCGAACGAUCGCGGAAUUCCCCGACAGUGGAAGUCGUCCUUUCUGAUGCCCCCCCAGCACCGGGAACUCCAUUCGCAAAUGUGAUCUGUGUGUGACAGCGAAAGUCGGCGGCAUUGUGAUCACAGCUGCGAUGUCGGGGAGAAUGGGUGAAUGGAAUCUCAAACUCCCUUACGAGGAGAAGCCAAUACGAUUACAGCCUUCGAUGAUUUUCGUCGGUCGGACCGAAUGCGAUAUCGUGGUGAACUCGACCACUGUGGACAAACGACAUGCCGUUAUCUACUUUAAUCAACAAGAUCAGCAGUUCCACAUCAAGGACCUCAACACACUGAGCGGCACCUACGUCAAUGGAACGAGAAUUCCGGAACAAUCAUACGUGAAACUCGAGCAUGGAGACCAGAUUCGUUUUGGCUACCAUAAACAAACUUAUGAAAUGCAAUUGGUCAGUGAUGAUAUGCCGACGCCGACUACUCCAAUGGACGACGAUGACUCUCUCAACGACGCCAAGAUGAAUAACUUGAAGUCUCCAACGUCCCCCCGAUCCGAAGGAACGUGCAUUCCCCCGAGCGACCUCCCAUUGAAGAACAUGGUCUCAUCGUAUUGUGCGCCGGUCAGAUCUCCCAGUGAGCCUCAAAUCGACAACCGGAUGGUCGCUAGUUUGUGGGAUAGCCAGGACGCUGGUGCGAACAGGCUCAGAACUCCGACAAGACGACCUCCUGCCGUAGCGAUGGUGAUACCCGCCGGCAUCACUGACAAUGGUCAGCGAUACAGUAAUCAGAAAGUGAACAAUGUCAAGCCCGCAGAGGAGACUAACGGACAGGAGAAGGCCAAAGCGUUUGUGAUCAACUUCGAUGAACCAAAGAGGAGAGCAUCGAUCCCUCAAAGCGUGCUCCAACGGAGGGAUCAGGCCGCUCGGAAUAAGGAAGAGGACUGCAGGGUCAGUGGGGAUUCCACGGGGGCCAAUGGGAAUCUCUCGGACAGUGCCAACUUUCUUAUUCAGAAGAUGCUGCAGAGUAACGAAGGCAUCAACGCAGAGUAA
Galendromus occidentalis (western predatory mite) is the source of this 1146-nucleotide messenger RNA. Its product is annotated as forkhead-associated domain-containing protein 1. Bases 241 to 1146 code for a protein of 301 amino acids. Gene Ontology annotation, molecular function: protein binding. The record is from RefSeq and is a predicted model, not a curated record. Lineage: Eukaryota; Metazoa; Arthropoda; Arachnida; Mesostigmata; Phytoseiidae. The transcript is spliced from 5 exons.